AUGAAUCCCUUCCGACAACGAUCGCAGGGUGCCGCCGCCUGGCGUCGCGUGGGUCGCGCCUCCGCCUUCCCCGAUCUUGGGGAUGACCAGCCGGACCUGACCCCCGGCUGCAAAGCCUUCACCAUCCCCCCCACCUCCUGCCCCGGCCCGCAGGACCCCCCCGGUCCCGUCGAGGCAGCUCUGGACCGACCCGGCGAUCUGAAGGACCAGGUCCUCGUCUUCAAGUACAAGGGCAAAUUCCAUGCCGUCGACCAUCAAUGCCCGCACUCCGCCUUCCCCCUGUCGCAGGGCAGCCUGUUCGACAUCGAGGACUUCGGCGUCGUCCUGAGCGCCGGCAUCACCUGUCCCAAGCACGGCUGGUCCUUCGACCUCUUCUCGGGCCAGGGCGACCGGGGCAACUACAAGCUCAAGGUGUGGGAGGUGCAGCUGCGGGACCUGCCCGCGGGCACCGCCGACGGCCCCGACCAGGAGGUCUGGGUGCGACGGAAGCAACGCAUCGGCUGA
Molecule: messenger RNA, 504 nt
Organism: Aspergillus heteromorphus CBS 117.55
Lineage: Eukaryota; Fungi; Ascomycota; Eurotiomycetes; Eurotiales; Aspergillaceae
Product: Rieske (2Fe-2S) protein
Exons: 2
Coding region: 1-504 (167 amino acids)
Molecular function (GO): 2 iron, 2 sulfur cluster binding
Source: RefSeq, a predicted model, not a curated record